This is a messenger RNA of Apis florea (little honeybee), 998 nucleotides long. It is a transcript of the gene Uqcc1, whose product is annotated as Ubiquinol-cytochrome c reductase complex assembly factor 1. The record is from RefSeq and is a predicted model, not a curated record. Gene Ontology annotation, cellular component: mitochondrion. Gene Ontology annotation, biological process: mitochondrial respiratory chain complex III assembly. NCBI's taxonomy places the organism in Eukaryota, Metazoa, Arthropoda, Insecta, Hymenoptera, Apidae.
UUCAAAUUUUGCCGCGCUUCUUAUUAAGGUUACUGAGAGAAAUGUUUUCGCUAUUUAAAAAAGGACGAAGGUUUUAAUUUGUUUUCUCAAAUAAAAGUAAAGAAUUAAAUGUUUUCUAUAUUUUGUUAAAAAUUUAAAAUAUACAUGACAAAAUGAUGCAUUGUACAAGAAUGUUAACUCUUAAAAAGAUACCUUUGUCGUCUACAUUGAAAUGUAUAACAGAAUAUAAAUUUAUCAAUAAUAGUGAUAUAUAUUUUUUAAUAAAACCUCAAUUUCGUCAUUUUUAUAAGAAUGUACAUAUAAAAAAUGUAUCUAAGAAUUUAAUUAAACCAAUAAGUCCAAGUGGAAUAUUUAAAAAUUUAUUACAUAGGUUUGAUCUUUUCAGGCAAAAAUAUUAUUUAAGUGGAUUAGGCUAUUUAUUAUAUGAUGACAUUCCUAGAAAUCUUAAUUAUUCAAUAUUUUUUAAAGGUUUUAAUAUGCCAGAUACAUUUUUCUCUUGGUUUUUAAUCACAGAAUUGCAUGUUUGGAUGUUAAUGGUACGUUUUAUGGCUGAAGGAGAAAAGGGUAAAGUAGUUGUAAAGAAUAUUGUCGAAGCCAUGUGGCAUGAUGUUCUCGCAAGAGUAGAACUACUUGGUCCAAUUGCUCCAAAAGUAAAAAAGGAACAAUUAAUGGAAUUAACAUAUCAGUUUAAUGCUGCUGUAAUUGGUUAUGAUGAAGGAAUUAUGUCAGAUGAUAAAAUAUUAGCUAGUGCAUUAUGGAGAAGAUUUUUUUCUUUAGAAUGUAAUAAUCCAGAACAUCUAGAAAAACUUUUAAUUUAUGUCAGAAAACAGAUUAGUGAAUUUGAUAAAAUUCCACCUGAAAAAGUUUUCCAAAGAUCAAUAGUAAAAUGGGUAGAUUUGUAAUCAAGUGAAAUUUAUUAAUAUUUCUGAAUGAAUUUGUAAAUUUUAACUAGUUAUAAUUCACAUGCAACAAAUAUAUUAAAUCUAUAUAUUAAAAUU